GUGGCUAAGAAGAAAGCUCCCAGUGGGCAUUCGCUGCCCCUCCCAUAUAGAAGGCACCUUUCCCUGAUGAAGAAAGGGAAGUAUCCAGGCAUUUCCAAGCACAAAUCCUCCUCCUCAGCCUCUACUCCUCCAAUUAACUCUUUUGAUCUGGAGAAAUUAGGGGAGAUAUCAGUGAACUGUGGUAUCCAAGACCCGGUUGAUCCCCUAGAUCUGCUAGAUAUCCAAAACAUGGAGAUUCAAGGGGCCCCUCCUCUCUGAGAGCCCCCUUUUUUCCUCAAGUUGUCCUUCUACUUGUUUUCCAUGCGUAUCGGAUCUUGGAACGUUAGAGGGUUAAACAACCCAGCUAAACAUAGGUUGGUCAGGGAUUGUAUGGCUCUAACUAACGUCAACCUUGUGGGUCUGCAAGAAACCAAACUCAUCUCCCCUAGUCCCUUCUCUCUUAGAAAUUUAGGGGGAGGCAAAUCUCCUCCUGGGUCUCCCUUGAUGCUUCCGAUUCUAGGGGGGUAUUCUUCUUGGGUGGAAUGACGAUAUUUUCUCUUGUUCAUUCUCAUCAUCUGAUAUCUUCUCUGUUUCGGUCACCCUCACCCACAAACCUUCCAACUAGAGUUUUGUUGCCACCUCCAUAUACGCCCCUUGUGAUUCGGUGGAUAGGGAAGUAUGUUGGUGGGAACUGGAUAGGAUUAGAGCUUCUCAUGCCUUGCCUUGGGUGGUUUUCGGGGACUUCAACAUGAUUUUAAGCUUUGAGGAAAGAAGUGGUCGUUCUGGUUCUCUUAGAGAUAUUGAAGUUUUCCAUCAGCUCUUCGAUUCCAUUCAUCUUAUAGACCUCCCCCUCAGUGGGAGAAAAUUUACAUGGUUCAACCACAGAUCCCCUCCAUCGCUCGCUAGACUGGAUAGAUUCCUUGUGUCGAUAGAUUUUGAAGCAAAAUUUCCUCUUCUUGUUCAAUUUGCCUUCUAGUCUCCAUGUUCGGAUCACUGUCCUAUCAUGUUGGACACAAACUCCCCUUUGAAUCUCCCCCUCUUCAAAUUUGAAAAACGGUGGUUAAUUAUCCAUUCUUUUCCUCCCUUCAUAGUAUCUUGUUGGAACUCCCUCUAUCUGAAGGGAAAUCAUCCUCCCCCUCUCCGCUUUAAGCUUAAACUCAUUAAAAAUAGAAUCAAAUGGUGGAAAAGAAACUGUUUUGCUUCCAUAUCUCAGCUUCUUUCUAAUAAUAUGGCCCGUAUUGACUCUCUUAAUCUCUGUGAAGAGUCUAGAAGCCUUUCUCGUCAAGAAUCUCAGCAUAGAUCUUAUCUGAAGGAUCAGCUCCUCUCUCUUGCUAAAGCUGAAGAGAUUAAAUGGAAACAAAGAUCCCGUAUUCAAUGGUUAAAAGAAGUGCUGCCUUGGGGGAUUUAACGGAUCUUAACUUGAAGGGAGAGCUAAACUCCAUCAGAACUAUUCAGUUCGCUGAUGACACCAUCAUUUUCAGUGCUGAAGAGGACAUGCUUGCAAGGAGACUUCAUAGGGCAGCUUUUAACCUUGGUCUUCAAGAGCUCGCUAAGAAGAGUGCCCCAGAUGCCUCUGGUGACAACUUCCUUGCCGAUCUCUAGAUUUCCGCUGCUAGCCAUGUUCCUUGGUCGUUGCUUUUUCUUUUUUCCAGCUAGAUUUCAUUUGUUGUUAGAAGAAAUCCUCAAACUAAGUUGUUAUACCUUUUGUGAGUUAUAGACAGAGUUUACCAGUGGUUAGUUGUUUUUGUCUUUUAGUUGGGGGAAAUGCAGUGAGAUUUAGUUUGGUAGGUGACGACAAAUGUCCGCUCAUUGCCCGCUUCUUCUACCGUGUUUUCCCUCUCUGAAAUGAUGUAAUCUCUUUUCCUGUAUCAUGUUAAUAUAUAUAAAUAUGAAUAGGACAUCUCACCCUGUUUUUCUGCUAAAAAGAAAACCAUCCAUGGAUAUCCUUUUCCUCAUAUAAACGGACUGAUAUCCUGUCUCUUGACGGUGAUUAAUUUGCUAACACUGGACUGUUAGGGGCUGUUUGUUUGCCAAAAAAGAAGAAGAAAACUAGCCGCCAUGUCACCUUUGAGGAAAUCC
Asparagus officinalis (garden asparagus) is the source of this 2058-nucleotide messenger RNA. RefSeq lists its product as uncharacterized. The transcript has 3 exons. Bases 1330 to 1581 code for a protein of 83 amino acids. NCBI's taxonomy places the organism in Eukaryota, Viridiplantae, Streptophyta, Magnoliopsida, Asparagales, Asparagaceae. The record is from RefSeq and is a predicted model, not a curated record.